CGUUCUCUUGAUCCUGAACUGUGAUACCUUGUGUCGGGAAUUCGCAAGACACUGUGAACUCUGCUCCGAUCCCCCGGGAUCAUGAGCGCCGAAUUUCGUGAAAGAUAUGAUCUUAGGGGGCGUUUUCGUCAAUGGUGCGGGGAUACUUUCGACGCUUGCGGGCCCUUUGUCUACAAUGAAGACGGAGCUGCGCCCGAGCAGCCGGUCUCGUCCGCUCCCCCACUGCAGAGUUCGAAGCAGACCUUCGCCUCGAAGCGAAUCCACCAACUGCUCACGGAACCUCUGCUCGCGUCCAGGGGCCAAGAACGGACGUUCUCUACCCCAACCAGCGCUGAGCAGACGGAUGGAGUACGGAGGAAGAAUUCUAUCAAUCAAGUUCUCCCAUUUCUUAUGAAGCAACAUGCCAAGACGCUAUUAUCGAUUCAGGAACUGCAAGACAGGGUGGCAAGCCUGGAAGACUUGAGUGCGAAUAUCCAGUUUGCGAUGGACUCUUCGCUCACGAAAAAUACAAACGUCACGGCCAACCCCUGGUCAGCGAACAAUCUGAAGAUUGAAGAGCGAACCGGAGCCAAUUAUAGUCAAGUUGUACAGAGCUCAAAGCGGUCGGACUGCGGAGCCGAGAGCGACAAGCAGGACAGUGGACUCGAAGUUGAUUCGUCUCAUUCGAGAAAUUCACAGACGCCGUCUUCUUCGGGAGGGCAGAAUCUUCAUCCGCUUAACACACAUCCCACAGCACAUUCUCAUCCUCAUCAGCUCAACCCACACCAGAACCAAGCAGACGAGCUACUUGACCUUCUCGAUCAGAUCUGCGAACGAGGAAACCAUCUGAGAGACUACGCGUCGAGCCAACAGCAUCUGCAGCAACUGAACUCCGAUCUUGCGGGGAUGGGUGACGCGCAUCUGCUCAAGGAAAAUCGCGAGCUGAAGAGAAUUUUGCAGAAAACCGAAGACGAAAAGAAAUUACUGAAAGAUCAGAUUCGGAACUAUGAAAGUCAACUGCAUCGACUCCAGGGUGAACGAAUGGCGUAUGAAGACAAACUGUCAGCGGUUUGCUUCGAGAAACGUCAGUUGGAAAGUCAUGUUCGAGCUCUACACGUCAGUUGCGUCGCUGGAGGAAACUCGACCGCGGGAGUUUCGCUCCCCAGUGGACAAAACACCAGCCAAGCCCAAGCCGAAUCUAGUCAUCUCGGAUCUUUUCAGGAGUCGCCAAGCGUCAACGAUAAGGUGUCCCGAGUGUUGCAGAUGGAUAAUCCCCUGGAACUCCAACGGCAACUCAUCGAGCACAUCAUGGACAAAGAAGCUCUCCAGGAACGACUCAAAAAACUUGAGGCUACCUGGGGAAAACGCCACCAAGAUUGGAAGAAAACGGAAGAGGCACUACAGUCUCACGUGGACGAUCUGAUGGGCGAACGCGAUGAGUGCAUUUCGGCUCUUCGCAAGAACCAGGUUGACCUGAGAAGACUCAGAUCGAGGCUGACGUUUCUGGAGAGCGCGAUUCAGAAAUUCGACGCAGGCAACGGUCCCAACGAAGCUCUCGACCAAAUCGGCGACAUGGCAUUACCCCUACCUCCAUGGAUUCAGAGCUCCUCGCCGCGCAUGGUGCAAAGCUACCACAACAAUUUGGCCAUCGGACUCGGUGAACGGAAGAGCCCGCACCAUUCGCUCCCGCCUCGAGUCGGUGUCAACCAGGCGCAAAAUACGCAUGCUCUGUUCCGCAACGAAGCUCGUGCAUCGCUCCUGAGCGAUCAAUGGCGACGGCUUUGCUCGCCUCAGGAAGACGAAGACGACCUCAUGUCCGUUCACGACGAGCUCACCUCUCAAAUAGACCAGAUCUGUUCCGAGUUCGACCCGUUGAGUACGAAAGGAGCGACCGGUGGCGAAGAAAACCACGACGGGCCCCAGGAAUACGACUCGCUCGACCUGUCGAUGCCUCUGCAGCCCAUGAAGCUGCAUACAACGUUUACAUAGAUUACGCGCUGAUCCGUCAACCCGCAGUGUUCCUGGACUGAUUAUUAUUGCUGGACCAUCGACGCCUUUGCGAAAGUUUGAAAAUCACCCGGAAAGGAAAAACGACCGCAGAACACGACAUCGCUGGAUAAAAGAAAAUGUACAAAAAUGCUUAAAGCUGAAAGGCUCCGCAAUAAUAGUUGCCCGCUUUUCGGCCAUUGAUGAGAGCUCGGGAAGCGUUGAGUCUGCUCCUGGUCAGCUGCGAUAUUCUCCGAAUUUCCUCAUCGGAAAGAUUACGAAUCAUUAA
Messenger RNA from Galendromus occidentalis (western predatory mite), 2254 nucleotides. RefSeq lists its product as uncharacterized. Bases 82 to 1968 code for a protein of 628 amino acids. The record is from RefSeq and is a predicted model, not a curated record. The transcript is spliced from 8 exons. Lineage: Eukaryota; Metazoa; Arthropoda; Arachnida; Mesostigmata; Phytoseiidae.